Messenger RNA from Rubroshorea leprosula, 2186 nucleotides. NCBI's taxonomy places the organism in Eukaryota, Viridiplantae, Streptophyta, Magnoliopsida, Malvales, Dipterocarpaceae. The record is from the annotation of a GenBank genome assembly.
CACAUUCAUCCAGAGAAAAUUCAGUGAUAGAACCACUAGGAUUAAUCAGGAAUUACUCGAUGUGUAUUUUUGGACCAAGGCUGACAAAAUCCUUUUUUGGAAAAAUUUGGUAACAUAUUUUGAGGCUAUUCAAAUCGCAACACCAUGGAACAUUGACAUUUUUGCAAAUUGGAAAAAAAGUUGUAGAUGGGGAUGAUAAAUUGAAAAUCAUGAGAAGAAUUUAUGAUUCAGCCUCACGACGCAGCUCUACAUCCUCCUCAACAAACAGAAUUGCUGGGUCAAACUGGGAAUGCGGCAUAAAAUUUAUCCGAGCAUGUAUUGUACAUUUUAAAAAAACAGCAGCGGAAGCUAAACGUCAGGACUCAAGUUGUUCCUUUACUAUAUCUUCAACCCCAGAAACUGAGAGCUUCAAAGCCAUGGAUUUGAGUUCUGAGAAGGGAAUCCAGGGGUAGAAAGCCACCCCGCCACUGGAAGAUCUGCUUGUAAAAGGGAUGGAUCUUCUUCCAUAGGAAGUUACGAUCAAUAUUCUAUCGAGAUUAACCAUGGAUGCCGAAGAGGGAAUAGAGAAGAAAAGGGUCAAACUUGCAGAUGAUCCUUCCAACAGAGCGAUGGUCCAUAGAGGUCUUCAUCUUCUCCCACCGGAGAUCCUGCUCGAAAUCUUAUCAAGACUCCCGAUCACCUCUCUGAUGCACUUCAAGACCACUUCUCAUGCCGGCUAUGAUUUAAUUGCCAAUCCAGGACUCCCUGCGAUGUUCCACAACCGGGUAAGCGACUCAAACCCAUCUCUGAUUCUGUUCAACCACAAUUUCGUUGCCUCCCGGUUCCUGCAACUCUAUUUUGUGGAUAGUGAGGGUUAUAGUAGAAUGGUAAGGAAAAUCGACCCACCACAGCAUUCAGAAGUUAAUAAUUUGGUGGGUUCUUGUAACGGGCUGUUAUGCUUAUCCUUUCCCAUAAUUGGUGGUUCAUCGGAGUCUCAGAGUCUGCUAAUUUACAAUCCCUUUGUUGGAGACGCUGUGAGAGUCCAACCAGCGGACCAAUACCUGAAUCAAUUUGAAGACUUUGGAUUUGGGUUUCAUCCGAGGACAGGAGAAUUCAAAGUGGUCAGGAUUGUGUACUACGACAAGAUCAUAGACCCGGCGCUAGAUGUGGGAGAAGUGGGUGAAGAAUUCGCCACCGUUGAUGAUGCAAUGGUUCAGGUGCUUACCGUUGGAACAACGGAGUGGAGAAAGAAAGGAGCUCCGCCUCCACAGUUCGCGGAUGUAAUCGGACCACCUGAGGCUCUAGUUGAGGGAUCUCUCCAUUGGAUGACUGUUGUUGGGAUGGGAGGAGUCGGUGUUAUCUUUGGUAUUAUCUCCUUCGAGCUUGCAGAUGAGGUGUUCGAAGAAAUUCCGCACCCACCAUGUCAACGAUUUGUGUCAUGGCGCUACAGUCUUUCCAUGCUCAAUGGUUGUCUAUCGGCUGCUAGGUUAGUUGAUAAUUUGCAUUUUGAUAUCUGGGUGAUGAAGCAAUACCAUGUUGAGGAAUCUUGGGUAAAACAAUUCUCCUUUGAUCCCUAUUUUGCUGGUGGAUGGCCAAGCUAUUCAAAAAUAUUUCCCGAAGUUAUAUGCGCACUGAAGAAUGGUGAGAUUCUGUUGCAGUAUGAUGACAGUUCUCUGGUUUCUUAUGAUGCUGUGGAAAACAGAUUCAAGAUUCUUCAAAUGAGUGGGUUACCCAAUUGGUUCCAGGCACUUCCUUUUCUACCUUCUCUUUUCUCAGCAAAGGCAACCAUGAAUUUGCAAGUUUAACUUCUCUUUUCCUGUAAGACUCUACUACUAGUUUUUAGUUUGUGUUCAAUCUUUGAUCAUCAAUGCAUCAGUAACAUGGAAUGGUGAUUGAAGAUUUUGCUUCGAGCUGGGUGGGAAGAUUAAUAAGAGUUUUAUGUCCUGAACCAAGGGAAGAUUGUGUUGGGGUGUAACAAGAAAGCUCUGGAUUCUUGUGAUCCUAAAACCAACAGGUUCAAGGCUCUAAGGAUCAACCGGCUUCCGUAGCAGUUCCAAGCUUUUGCUUUCCAGCCUACUUUGUUCUCAGGAAAGGAAACCGUUGAAAUAACCUUCACAACUCUUCUUUAUCAUACACAUAUUUAAUUUCCUCUGCUUUAGUCAGGCUUCCAUUGUUUAUAUGUUGAUUAAUUAAUCAUUUUUUGUGGU